Messenger RNA from Gilbertella persicaria, 780 nucleotides. RefSeq lists its product as uncharacterized. The annotation marks the transcript as partial. The transcript has a single exon. The record is from RefSeq and is a predicted model, not a curated record. Lineage: Eukaryota; Fungi; Mucoromycota; Mucoromycetes; Mucorales; Choanephoraceae.
UUUUUUUUUUAAUACUUAUCGUUUUCUUUCUUCAUUUUUUUAUACCAUGAAUAAAGACACACCACAAGAAAUCAAAACACAUAAAACCAACCUGGAUAAAUAUUAUGAAUAUCGAAUUUAUGAUAGAAAUAUUGGAGAUAGGAUCUAUAAUUCAUGUUCAGAAUAUGCGCCUUGCCCUAUAGUAGUCAUGUCAAGACACCAAGGGUUUUUAUGGAAUGAUGAGCUGUUUGUCAGCGCUUAUCGACGCCGUGCAGGCUACGAGUGCCACAAGAGUAUUAGCCUGAAAAAAAAAGAAGAUAAGCUCAAAUCUACGUCUUUUAUUAACCUUGUGGAACACGAACGUUAUGAUCAUGCAGAACAAGACAACACUGAACGUUUGCCUGACGUGAUUGAGAUCAAAUUGACAGAAGCUGACUGUGAUGUUUGGCCAUAAUUUUGCUUUUAAUAUUGCUGGUUUUGUCAAUUAUAUAAUAAUAAAUACAUAGGGUAAUAAUAAAGAAAGAAAAAGGAAAGUGUUUGAGAUCUACUCAUUCACCCAUGAACCACCUCUUUUUAGCCAUUUAGCUAGCAAGACAGUGAUAUCUCUUACAACAAAACCACCAAUUAAGUUAGUAAUGAUUGUACAAAUCUUGGUUAAUUUCAUUAUCAGCACAUCAUGUUGAGGUUGUUUUGACUUUCUCUUUUCAACACAAUAAUAGUCGAGCCAAUGUUCUAUAUUAUUUUAGCAUAUUUUUAAUUUGCUUAAAUAACUACUUACCCAAGACAUGAAUCUUUAAAAAC